Messenger RNA from Centropristis striata (black sea bass), 4571 nucleotides. RefSeq names its product enhancer of zeste 1 polycomb repressive complex 2 subunit (gene ezh1). Bases 772 to 3132 code for a protein of 786 amino acids. Gene Ontology annotation, molecular function: histone H3K27 methyltransferase activity; protein binding. NCBI's taxonomy places the organism in Eukaryota, Metazoa, Chordata, Actinopteri, Perciformes, Serranidae. The transcript is spliced from 20 exons. The record is from RefSeq and is a predicted model, not a curated record. Gene Ontology annotation, biological process: chromatin remodeling.
AAACGGAGGAAACAAAAUGCGUCGAGCCCUCCCUGGAGGAGGAGUGCGGAACAACAACUGAACUGUUUGCCAUCCGAUAAAACUCCACUGUUGGAGUUUUCAACUAUUGAUCUUUAUUUUAUUCUUUAUAUUCGUGGAUACGUUUGUUUUUUAUCCAGGCAAUCUGCACAAUCGGGGUAAUUAAUCCUAUUACGAUCAUAUAUAUUUUGAAUUUGGGAGUAGUGGAUUUGUAUCGCUAUUCUUAAAAUAUCACUAAAAUAUUGUUGUUUUAUUUUAUUUUUAAUAUUGCAUUAUUACGCCGAUUAAAAACCCACAGGGCGUCAUGCCCUCACGCAUUUAGAUGGCGAUCUAGCACUCUGGACAGUUGCAUCAGUUCCUGUGUGUGCGUGUAAAUGGCUAUGCUGUGGCUGCUGCUCCACGCUACUUUUUAUUCCCAGGACGCAGAAUAGUAAUAAAUCCUCCUCUGCUAGGAAAGGCUGUGAUCAUAAUAAAGACGUCACCCUCCUGCUCGGGUUGGCUCGACCAAAGCCAAGUGCGCAGCUAUUUGUAAGCUACAACAACAACAACCUCCAGCACCAUGCCCAUGGAUAACGUAGGGAUUUCUCUGAGAUCCCCUCGCCGUGCGGAGACGAUAUCUGCGUCAGAUCCAUAGCAAAGAGAGCCUUUUAAUUGCUCCGGAUCAUUCGACUGUUAAAAAAAACAGACAGGGACUUGAUCGCGUCGCAGUCUCUUCGCAGCAAAUACGACGCAAGCCGUUGGAUUUGAAGAGUCAUGGAGGAAACAGCUGCUGCAGCUCCAGCCCCUGGCACCGGUGCUGCUCCACUGACCCCAAGACCUCCACCUUCCUCCUUCACACCCUCCCGCAGCCUGCUAGAGUGGAGACGGAGGGUCAAGUCUGAGUAUAUGCGCCUUCGCCAAUUAAAACGCCUUAAAAAAGUAGAGGAGGUCAAGACCCUGUUCAUGUCCAACAGGCAAAAGAUUGAGCAGCAGACAAAUCUCCUGAAUGCAGAGUGGUCCAGGCUCAGGAUUCAGUCCAUCCCUCUGUCAACAUCUGGUGGAGCUGUGGCCAACAAGAAGAUGUGUACAGUUGAGUUUGGAUUCCCAGAAUUCAAAGCUCAAGCCAUCACCAUGAGACCGCUAUCCACAGUGGCAGGAAUCCCCUUCAUGUACUCCUGGUCUCCUCUGCAGCACAACUUCAUGGUGGAGGACGAGACAUUCCUUCACAACAUCCCAUACAUGGGUGACGAAGUGCUGGAACAGGACGAGGCUUUCCUAGAGGAACUCAUCGACAACUACGAUGGUGUCCAUGGCGACAGAGAGGGGGGGUUCAUCAGCGACGAGGUCUUUAAAGAGCUGGUGGAGGCCUUGAGCCAGUAUUCAGACCACGAGGAGGAGGAGGAAGAUGAAACAGCAGUGACGACGAUGACGACGGUGACGGCGACGGAGGCGGCGGUGGCGGUGGUGGCAGCGGAGGUGCCAGGAAAGAAGGAGGACGAGAGGGUGAUGAGGCGGAGCUCUGUGGAGGGUUCCGAAGAGUCCAAACCUGGUGCUGUGGCAUUCAUCAAGAGGAAGAGGAGGAGCACUACUGAGGUGAGGGACGUGUCCAGCAGCAAGAAGGUUCCCAACGAUAAUAUAUUUACAGCCAUCGCCUCGAUGUUCCCUUACAAGGGCACCACGGAGGAGCUGAAGGAAAAGUACAAGGACCUGCUGGAGCCCCCCAGCCCGGUGAAGCUGCCCCCACACUGCACCCCAAACCUGGACGGACCCUUUGCUAAGUCUGUACAGCGGGAACAGUCUUUACACUCCUUCCACACACUCUUCUGCAGACGUUGCUUCAAAUAUGACUGUUUCCUACACCCUUUCCAUGCUACACCCAAUGUUUACAAGAGGAAGACUAAGGAGAUCCGCAUUGAGACUGAACCAUGUGGUGUGGACUGCUUCCUGUUACAGGAAGGGGCUAAAGAGUUUGUGGAUCAGAAUAUGUUACGGUCACAGAGGUCACGGAGGCGCCGAAAGCAGCAGCAGCAGCAGCAACAGCAACAACAGCAACAGCAGCAGCAGCAACAGCAGCAACAGCAGCAGCGUUCCACCUGCUCCACCUGUCCUGGUCCGUCUGCGGCUGCUGAGGAAGGAAAAGAGGUCUACAGUGACCAUGAAACCACAUCGUCCUCAGAGGGGAAUUCUCGAUGCCAGACUCCCACCAAGCUGCGUCCAGGGGAUGAUGACGGGGAGCAGCAGCCGCGAUGUGUGGUCCAGUGGAGCGGUGCGGAGGAGUCACUGUUCAGAGUGCUGCACGGCACGUACUUCAACAACUUCUGCUCCAUCGCUCGCCUCAUUGGUACCAAGAACUGCAAAGAGGUGUACGAGUUUGCAGUGAAGGAGGUCCUGAUCCAUCGGGUUCCUGUGGUCGAUGGGGGCAUCGCACCCCAAAAGAAGAAACGGAAACACAGGUUAUGGGCAAAGAUUCAGCUAAAGAAAGAUAACUCGUCCAAUCAGGUGUACAACUACCAGCCAUGUGAUCACCCGGACCAUCCAUGCGACAGCUCCUGCCCGUGUGUGAUGACCCAGAAUUUCUGUGAAAAGUUCUGCCAGUGCGAGCACGAGUGCCAGAACCGCUUCCCGGGCUGCAGGUGCAAGACACAGUGCAACACAAAACAGUGUCCUUGUUACCUGGCCGUGAGGGAGUGUGACCCAGAUCUGUGCAUGACCUGCGGCACUGCAGACCGCUGGGACAGCAAAGCGAUCUCCUGCAAGAACUGCAGCAUCCAGAGAGGCCUAAAAAAGCACCUGCUGUUGGCUCCAUCGGAUGUCGCCGGAUGGGGAACCUUCAUCAAAGAGUCAGUCCAAAAGAAUGAGUUUAUCUCUGAAUACUGUGGAGAGCUGAUCUCCCAGGAUGAGGCGGACCGACGUGGAAGGAUCUAUGACAAAUACAUGUCUAGCUUCCUUUUCAACUUGAACAAAGACUUUGUUGUGGAUGCCACACGAAAGGGGAACAAAAUCCGCUUCGCAAAUCAUUCAGUUAAUCCCAACUGCUACGCAAAAGUGGUAAUGGUGAAUGGAGACCACCGCAUCGGUAUCUUUGCCAAGCGCGCUAUUCUGCAAGGAGAGGAGCUCUUCUUUGACUACAGGUAGAGUCACGGGGCCUUGACUCUCCAUCAGCUUCAAAAUACAGCCAAGCGGAUGCCCUCAAAUACGUCGGGCUAGAAAGGGAGGCAGAGAUGGCUUAGCUCCACCCGCUGCCUACCUCCAUCACCUGUCCCUAACUCCUCCGCCACCCACUAAUGCUUCUGUCCCUCUCUGUAGCGUCACAUCUAGCUGACGAGUUUCUAUGAACAGUCGUUGUCUCUGCCAUCUCUGCUGCACCUCUAAAAAUAGAGUCCCUCCCCUGCCGUUUGCAGGUGCUCCUGCCCUGCAGACAGCGCACCACCUCCCUCAGUGACAGCGGUCAGCUCUCCCUCUCAUCUGCCCAAACCCACCCACCUACCUGCAAGAGUGUAUACGCCAAGCUUAUGAAAGUUAACUAUUUAAAGUGGAAAUACUAUUAAUCUGUAUCGCUUACUGCACCAAGAGGAUCACAUGGUCUUUUUUUGUUUGUUUCAUCUUGUUAAAAAGCAAAGAGGUCACAAUUACCCAUCCUACAGCGUGUUACUCUCUCUGAAGUUCUGUUACUGUACUUAUAGACCGGCUUUUGUUUGACCUCUCAAUACGUAAUGCAAGCUUUUACAUCGUACCUAAUGAUGAUCAGUGAAAUGCAUGUGCUGUCUCUUGGAUAAACAAACCAUUCAACAUGUUAGCCACAGCAUUAGCUUCAGUCAGAUGCUGCUCUGUGCAGUCUCUCAGUAUUGUAGUGUGAUGUUACCCACAGCUUGUUCUUCAGAAGGACCUGACCACGUUGGAUCGCUUUCCAUGUUCUUCUUCGACGAACCUUUUCAGCGGCUAGCAUCACCACCACAUCUUUAUGGUGAAAUAAGUUAUUGUGCAUUUAUAUCAAUUGUUCUGCAAAAAUAGGCAACCAGACAAGAAACCGACUGACUGAAUGUAACCUGUAGAUGAUGGUGAAGAGAUCUCAUCCCUCUUUUCAUUUUUACACAUUAACCCAUUCUAUUGGUACGUACAUGCUCAUCAAACAUUUCUCACAAUGUUUACAUGAUCUUGAGGUCUUCACACUUUGUGAAGGAAAUAAUUAACAAAAUUAACAAGUCACUCAGUAAAUGUCUUCCUUUAAAAAAACAACAUAUAAGUGCCAAAUGAUUCCACACAUAAAAAGGCUGAAACAGUGUGGAUGUGUUGCAUAUUUAACAGAGUUGCAUUAAAGGUAACCUUUGCAAGGUUAUGACCAUGGGAAAAGCAAAAUUAUCAGUGUUUGACCAAAUAUUAUAAGUCCCCCCACAUGUGAAUGUAAAAUAUCUUUUAUCAUCUCUUUUUUUAUGUCCCUGUUUUUCAUUUAUACAACAUUAAAGCCCACUUUGAAAUGAGAUCUUUCUCAAUAGGGAUGAACAAAAUGGAGUUUACUGCUAUGUACAGUGUAUGCCUAUAAAAAUAAAAGUUUAACUUUAUACAUUAAAACAUGC